AUACUGAAAGGUUAGAAAGAUAAGUAGGUGUCAGAUUUCAGAAGGAGAAGAAAAAGAAGACGAUCCAAGAAGCGAUACAAAGCGGAACAUGCCACAAGAAGAAGGAAAAGAAGAAGAAAAAGAGAGUUAAUAGGGCGCAGGUGUCCAGGGGUCCCGGAGCCAAGACGGACCAAGGCGGUGUAAACAAUGUCUGAGGAUGGAGGCCGAGAAUAUCAAGUUAUCGGGCCUUUUACGGGACAAAUACGCCCUAAUCCUCCUGGUGGUCGUGUUUAUCUUUAGCACUAUCGUCUCAGUCCUCGUCAGUUUGCUGGUUGGGGCACUGCUCAUCACAUCUCUCUGCACAGGACUUCUGCUGCCAUAUGUAAUAUUUGGUGAUGGCAAACAGAUCCCCAACCUUCUGGCGCUGUUUACUGGGUCAGACAGCCACAUCGUCCAGGGGGAGCUGCCUCGGUCCUGCUCAGUGUGUGGGGGGAGCGGUGUCAGCGGCAGCAUCCCAGCACUGCCAUCCCAUUGUCCACCCAUGCCCACGUCACCUGCACUGUGCCGCAGAGUGUGGAUGAGGCCCUGGAGGAGCUGCUGACGAUGGUGCUGGACCACUACGUGUUUACCUGGUACCGGGAGAUCUCCAUCCAUGACCAGCUGGUGGAUGAGAUCCGCUACAUCAUCAGAUAUGCCGUGGCAGCACUUGCCACUAAACUGUCCAAGGUGGACCUCACGUUGGUGAUCACAGACCGCUUGCUGCCGGCACUUAUCAACCACCUGGAUGCCUAUGUGGAGGGCAGCCGGCGGGUGCGGGGCAACAUGUCCCUGGAGGCGGCAGUGGUGCAGUAUCUGAAGGCGGGUGGCGGCCUGCAUCGGGCGGUGCGGUCCAGGGAGGAUGAGACAGCAUACCUGAGGGGUGUGCUGGGGACCAUCAUGCCCUUCCUGCUGCCGGAGAAGUACCAGUCCAGCAGACUGGGUCGCACCUUCCUGGAGGAGCUGCUGGGGCGGGUGUUGCUCAUCCAGGCCAUGGACUUGCUGGCCAACCCGGACACGGUGAACCUGCUCUUCUUGCUCCUGCUGAGCCGCGACCCCUCCCCCUGGCCCCCUCACAGGCCUGAGCCAGAGGUGCUGCUGCUCAAGAAUUUUGCCUCUGUCAACAGUCACCCACGCAACUCGGUACUGAGGAGCAACCUUUCCUCUGUACUGAAAGAUCAGAGUCUGCUUUACCUGUUCCACACCUUCCUGAAGGAGGAGGGAGCCAUCAACGUCCUGCAGUUCUGUCUUGCUGUUGAGGACUUCAACCGACACAUCCUUGACCCAGACCUCACCACUGAGCAACUGGAGCAGCUUCACCACGACGCCCUGGAGCUCUACCACACCUACAUGGUUGCCUCAGCCCUUGACCACAUCAAGUUCCCCACUCACAUUGUUGCCCACAUCAGAGAAAUUGUGCACGCUGAGGUGAAGGACAUCGUCAAGCUGCGCACCACCAGGCCACUCUUCCAGGCAUAUGAGCACGCCUACAACCUGCUAGAGAGGGAGUACCUGCCACUCUUCAUGCACAGCUACACGUACUUUGCUCACCUGUGUGGGACAAGGAGCUCCCAGGCAUACCAGAAGAACGCCACCAGGGAGACAGACCCCCUGCACAAGAAGACUGUAAGUAAGGUAGUGGUGAGGAAGGUGGGUAGUGGCCUCAGGCAAAUUGGCAAACAGAUGGUGCUCAAGCCGUCAGUGGUCACCGGGGGGGAGGACGACCACUCCCUCUACGACAUUGACGAGGCCGAUGACAUCUCCUUACUCAUGAGUGACGACGGCAGUGGGGCGAUGGGGCAGGGGGUGAGUGGGCUGGAGGGGCUCACAUCCAGCUUCCGAGACCUGAGCGCUUGGCGGGUGUGCAUACCAAGGGUGGAGCAGCGCGUUGACGCUGCCAACAAGCCGUACUAUGCCUUCAUCGUUGACGUCACGAGGAUUGACGUGUCCGGAGUGGAGCACCCUGAUGAGCUUCACUGGGAGGUGGAGCGGCGGUACAACGAAUUCUACAUCCUGGAGAACAAGCUGACAGAGUUCCAUGGGGAGUUCCAGGACAACCAGCUGCCUCCCAAGCGUGCACUAUUCACCUCCAAGGACAUUGGGUUCAUGCAGACCCGGCGACUGAUAUUUGAGGAGUUCCUUCAGAAGCUGCUGCAGAAGCCGGCACUGAAGGGAUCCCAACUGCUGUUCCUGUUCCUCAAGACGAAGGAUGAGUUCACCAACACCUACCUGCCGGAUGUCUCCCUGGGCCGCCUCAUACGGGACGUGCCUCGCAAGCUGAUGAAGGAGCGUGGCCAGUACCUCGACGCCUUCAUCAACGUGUUCCUCUCCUCCACCGUCACCACCACCACACCCACGCUGGUCAAGUCUAAGUCAAAGGUAGAGUGGGAUGAGCCAUUCAUGAGCAAGGAGCAGGAGGAGAAGCCCAACCAGCUGCUCACCACACUGUUUGGGGACAACGCACAGAGCCUGGACAUCCCCUCCCAGGAGGCUGCCCCACCGCCCCCUGCCAUGAUGAAUGUGGUGGGGGUCUUUGACACAGUCCUCUACUUGGUGGUGCGAGUGUACGGCCUCUCUAGGAAUGGGCUGCGGUGGCUGAUGUGUGUGCGGGUGAUGGCCAAGAGCACCCUGGAUGCUGCCGUCAGCUGGUUCCUGCGCCGCAAGUUGGCUCAGGCCCUCGCACCGCCACGCAUCGUCACACUCAUCCACCUGAUCCGAGAUGCCCUGUUCAUCGACCCCCCUGAGGAGCGUGGUGAGAGAGAACACAGGAGUCGGGAGAGGGAGCUGCGACGGGAGGUGGUGGGGCUGCUGUCGCCUUGGCUGCAGCGGACACUCUUUACUCAGGACUUGUACAACGAGGGCGCCAACACGCUGGUCACCCUCUUCCAACACCCAGUCCUAAACAAGCAGCUGUCCUACGUGCUGCUGGACGGCGUGCUGGACGAACUGUUCCCCGAACUGGCUGUCACUCCCGAGCUGUCCCCGUUCCUCUCCAACAGCUGAGUGGACCCCUGAGCUCAGCACACACACAACCGCACAGUCUUCUUAACCCUGGUAACACUGCGUCAUUAUUCCAAGACUCCCCUCUCCUCCUUUUCCUCCUCCUCCUUUCCCUCCACUGCCCAUGUGACUGAUUGUCCUCAUGUAUUCCUGGUGAAUGUACAACCCCUGUGUAGUGUUGGGCUCUCCUUGCCUAGCAUCAGCUGUUUCACAUUCCUCACUAUUUUUGCACUUUUUCACACUCCAGUCCAUAGUAAAUGUAAGGUUUUGGGUGAAGUGAAGUGAUGACCAGGACACUAAAGCUAUUACCACCACGAGAAAUUGGAUUCAUUAAUAUUAAGCACCUUUAACUACCAAAAUUUAACUAGAAAGUCCCUAAUAGCAGAUAAUCAUAAUUCUAAAUCACAAAGGUGCCCUAAAAGAUUGUUGUGUAGCAGUUCUUGUAAAGUGACAUAAGUGGGCACUGCAGCAGGAACAAGUAGAGGGUUGUGGUUGUAAUGAUUGGCAGAGGUUCCGGUACCAAUAACAUGGCUUGUCUCAUCAAAAGUGGUGAUGGUGCUAAUGGGGUUAACUGUUGCAUUUUAUGUAAUAUAUAUAUAUAUAUAUAUAUAUAUAUAUAUAUAUAUAUAUAUAUAUAUAUAUAUAUAUAUAUAUAUAUAUAUAUAUAUAUAUAUAUAUAUAUAUAUAUAUUCUUUUUUUCUUUAUCAUGAAAGGAGAGAUUUUAGAUUAUAUAAAUUUUCUCCUCUAUACAAUCUUGAUGGAAUGGAGGACUUUCACAAACAUACAACAAAAGACGCAUGUAAAACCAAACCAAACCUUCAGAGGAACACCCAAGGAGUAGGAAUGAAGCCACUCAGGAUGAUGGAUUGAUUGACUGAUUGACACCACAACACAGCCAUAUAGGUUUGCCCCUGAAGAAGGGAGUCAUGGUGUGAUGGCAGUUAGGCAUUCAGACACCUGAUUGGGAACUUGAGGCUGGAGGCUGGAGUCCUUGAGGGUUUGGUGGUGAUGUGGUGGUGGUGUGGUGGCCAGUGCUCCUUAUGUGGUGUUGGGUGUGAGUUGAAGACAGGUGUUUAAUUUGGUUGCUCAAUUUGAUUUUCAGAAUGUGAUGGUAGAUGAUAAUCAGUCUUUGAGUAAGUGAACACCCAGCAGCCGUGUCUCUGUGGCCAUCAAUGUCUUGUGUCCUGCACUUGUGACCCUCCUUAGUUAGGCUGAUUUUACUUGAUAUAUACGCACACAAACACACACACACACACACACACACACACACACACGCACACACACACAUAUGGACAUACAGUAAAAUCCCUCUUAUCCGGCAUCAACGGGACCGCCGACAUGCUAGAUACUUGAAUAUUGCCGGAUACUUGAAUAGAAGUGAAAUUAUGUCCACAAUCACCACCCUACACUCACGCAUCUUACCAUAACAAAGAUCAGCUGAUCUGAUCAGCUGCUUAAGUGUAAGCACAACACGCUUCCUCUUUUCUACAACUUUAGGCAUGAUGAAGGUGUCAGGCGAUAAACAGUGCACACGCGGGACUGAGUCACUGAGUAAACACAAUGCAGUGGGCCGCGGGUGGCGCAAAGCAGUGCGCUCUGGUGGCGAGGGGACAAAGUAUGCCUUGCGCGGGAAUUUUAAUCAAUUUUAUGAGUACACAUUGAUUUUUUAUUGAUUUUAAGGCUUGGGGAAAAAUGUGCCUGAUACUCGAAUGCCGGAUGAGAGGGAUUUUACUGUACUUGCAUACAAAAGACAUGAAGGGGAAGAGCUUAUGAGCCAUCUCAAUGAAGUCAAAGUCUAUGCAAACCUCACGAGAAGAGAAGAGCCCGGCACCGCCCCGCAUUCUUGCCAGGACUCACCACAGUGGACUGAUUCCUGCCGUUCAUCAGGGAUCAGGACACAAGAUCCACUCACAGGGGACUGGUGUGCAUUGGGAUGUUGUCAUGCACCACUUUACUAAUCAAAUGUUCCAGUUCUUCUGAGAAUGUGUGUGGAGAAUUUCUAUCAUAUUUAGCACUAGUGAACAGGGUAAACAUUACUUGUAUAAAGGCCGGUGACAACUGUGUCCCGGCUGUAAGUGUGCCAUCAGUUUAGUCCAGGAGUCGUGUCAUUGGGGUCCAUGGAAGGUUGUUUUGCCUUCCUGUGUGUAUCUUGAGCCUUCUCCCACCACUAUCAAACAGCAUUUUUUUUUUUUUUUUUUUUUUUUUUUUUCUAGCAAAUCUGUAUCUUGUUUAGACAAGGUGAAAGUUGCUUUAUGUUCCUCUUAUCUUCCUUUAUGGUGGAGCUUGUCAUGCUGAUUUGAAUUUUCCAGCAGGUUAGGUGUUGUCUUUGUUGGAGGUUCUUUCAUGUUCCUAAAGAGAUUAAUAAUGAUUCAGUGAAAUUUAUCGAAUCUCGAUUUGUAGACUAAAUGCAUUUUAUGUUAUAGUUUUGUGUCAAUUGAAGCUCAAAUAAGAUUGGAGCAUUACUCAGGUAACUACCACUUCAUAUGUGAAUUCCUAUUGAUGUAUUAGUUUGUUUAGUUGCAGUUAGUCUGUCGGUAGAAACUAGACCUCUUCUUCAUGCAUAGAUUAUGAAUUGUUGAGAGCAAACUGUUGUAGUGUUUGUAAAUUGCCACCCUGUUAGGCACUGUUCCCCUAAUGCUAGUCAUUCUGGUGAGACUCAUCCUUGCUGCACCCGUGGCUCCUCCUCCUCCUCAUCCUCCCAUGGAUCCACCAUCAGGCUGAAUGAACAACGCUGAUUAUGUUUACACUUGUGUUUGUCAUACUUGUGUACCAAAGAGUUUAUAUUAUUCCAGAUUGUUUUGUCUGUGAUAUCUGAGAACUGUCAGUUGCAGACUUCCCAGAGACACUCAGUAUUUUUUUGUGAUUUUGUCUUUCUAUGAUUCUAACACCUGUUUAAGUUGUUACUGGCAGCUGUUAUAGUAAUCCUACUCCAAGUCACUCUAGAAGUAAUCGUAAGUCUCUCGGCUGGACACCUACACCAGCUUCUGUUUUCACUGUGUUAACACUUCCAUGCAUGGUAGACGCAACAUCAGGGCCAACUAGUAUUGUGUCAUUCGUGCAUAUCAUACCUAAGGACAUGGGCAGUCUGUGAGCACAAGGGUGAUGCUGCCACUGUGCUGCUGUGCUGGCCUGUGGCACCUUGGAGACGCACGCCUGCUCCUCACAGCUAGUGCCAGUGCAAUACUGAUGCUUGAGAAGGCAGUGCAUUUUCAAUGUCUCUUCAAAAAAGAUGCAAUGAAAUCUCAGAAUGGUUACUACUGUUUUGAAGCAGUGUAGUGAUGUGUGCUCACACAUAUAAACAGCAGUGAUGCUGAGAUUGAGGCACAAAGCAUUUCAUGAAUUUGCUUAUAAGAUGAACCCAAGUUAUGUGCAUUAAAACUGCAGAUGCUUUUGAAGAAUUCUGCUUGAUUUCAAGUAGUCUUCCUCUCCAAUGGAAACAGAAAUGUGUACAUAUAUUGUAUAAAUAAAAUGUCCCAACUGAACACGGAGGAGCAAGAAUCCCAACUCCCAGUGAGAGAGCUGGGAUGAGUGUGCAGACAAGACCUGAAGUGCACAUCUUGGAGUCAGCAACUCAUUGAUUUGAAUGCUUGUGUGAAAGAAAUUAUUCUAGUCACUUAGGCAAAUUGUAUUAUAAUUUUAGCACUGAGACAAACACUCCCAGCCGUGCCAUGUCUUGGGGCCAUGUGGAGUGUGUGAUUCAGUCCAUGGGAAGCAAAUUAUAUUUAUAUUUGAUUUGAUAUUUCUUAAAGGAAGUUAGAUAGAAUAACUAUACAUAUUGGAAGAUGGUUUAUAUAAGUGUUGCAUAAUUUUCUAAACCUAUUUUUGAGGAAUUAUUGAAAUAUGUAUGAGGGGACCCUGUGAGCAGCCUCCUCCUGUCAUUCCAGAUUAUAUUAAAAUUAUGUACAUCAUUUAUUAA
Messenger RNA from Scylla paramamosain (green mud crab), 6931 nucleotides. Its product is annotated as sorting nexin-14-like. The coding region runs from base 583 to 3018 and encodes 811 amino acids. The record is from RefSeq and is a predicted model, not a curated record. Gene Ontology annotation, biological process: autophagosome maturation. Gene Ontology annotation, cellular component: late endosome. Gene Ontology annotation, molecular function: phosphatidylinositol binding. Lineage: Eukaryota; Metazoa; Arthropoda; Malacostraca; Decapoda; Portunidae. The transcript has 18 exons.